Messenger RNA from Pieris macdunnoughi, 891 nucleotides. NCBI's taxonomy places the organism in Eukaryota, Metazoa, Arthropoda, Insecta, Lepidoptera, Pieridae. The record is from the annotation of a GenBank genome assembly.
AUGAAAUUUAAAAAAGAUUAUGUAGGGUACAAGUUUAUGAUCCCUAAGGAUAAAUUAUCGAUGUUUAUGGACGAGAACUUAUGGCCUUAUUUAUUUAUUUAUUUAAUUAUAAGUAAUCUUACAGCUAACAUACAUAAUAUUACAAAACAAACACUUAUACAGUACAAAAAGCCAAAACAAGCCUUGUGGGGUAAGCAGGUAGAUAUAAUAGCACUCCAAGAAACAUGGCUAUUACCAACUGAAGUACCGGAUUUGGGGUUGGUAAACAAGGACUUUUCGUAUUUUGGUAAAUCGGCGAUGGACAUUAGCAGUGGGUUAUUGGGUGGCCGUCCUUACGGUGGUGUAGCCCUGUUAUGGAGAAAUGAUUCAUUUCAAUCGGUGUCUGUGAUCCCCUGUGUGAGUGAGCGUAUUGUUGCGAUCAAAGUGUGUGUCGCGGACCGGUCUAUGUUAUUUUUUAGUGUGUAUAUGCCUACAAACGAGCUUGAUAAUUUAUGUGAAUUUGUUGAAUGUCUUAGCGAAAUUUCUGCUAUAGUUGAGAAUGAAAAUAUUGAAUCUAUAUAUGUGUUAGGAGAUUUUAAUGCUCAUCCCGGCAAAUUAUUUGGAAAUGAAAUGUUAAGCUUUUGCGCAGAGCAGAAUUGGCUAUGUGCGGACAUUGAGAGACUAGGUAUUGACUAUCAAUCAUAUACUUACACUAGCGAUGUGCAUGGUACCUGUUCGUGGCUUGACCAUUGUUUAACUACUAUGGCCGCAUGGCGAACAGUAGUAAAUGUAAAAAUACAUUAUGAUGUCUUCUGGUCAGAUCACUUUCCAUUGGAGGUCGAAUGUAAUCUUGAAUGGGUUAGACCCAUGACUAUUCCGCCUAAUAUUGGUAAUGUAAAUAAAAUUAUAUAG